CGUUUCGUUGUGUCUCCAGAUUCUCUGCUUUUCAUCGAGUCUCCUCACAUAUCUGCGCUAUCAAGAAAAAGUCUUUCAAAAUCAAUACAAUAGCAAUCAUGCGCUUCGGUCUAUUCGCUGCGAGCCUGGCCCUUGCCACCGCCAGUCCUCUGCUGGAGGAGCGUGCCAAUGGCUUCUGCAAAUCCGCAAAAGCUUCGAUCACCAACUCCGCCUCCGCCACGAGCUUCUGCUCGAGCUAUCUAGGCAUCACCGACAAGACGGUCACUGCGAAUACCGUAACGACUUCCACCUCUACCGUCACGGUCAACUCGGCGACAAAGGUUUCCACCGCGUCCCCUACCACAGUCACCGUCACUCGCACCGUCACAGACAAAGUAACGACGACCUACACCAGCUACCCGCCCGACAAGACGGUCACCAAUCCUGCCACCCUGACUGACACGGUGUAUUGCGGCCACUCCUCUCACUCUUCCGCCCCUCCGGCUGCGAAGAAACUCAUCAAGGCGAGAGCCACUCCCACCGGCUCCGCAUACACCUCCUCCUCCUGCAGCUGCCUCGCCAUUAAGCCGUCGACUACCACCGUCGCAGGCGUGUUGAAAACCAAGGUCGUCACGAGCACCGUGACUGCGAAUGGGAAAGCCAAGGUCACGACUACGCCUACAAUCACAUCGACCGUGACUUCCACCCUUUCAAACACCAUCACGAAAACGGUGAAAAGCACUGGAACCGUCACGGUGUACGCCAGUGUCUCGGUCACCUCGAGCGGUUGUUAGUUAGACGAUACUGAGUGGCGCUCCAAGGCGGAACGUGAUGUGAAUGGCUGGGGAAAGGCGGACACGAACUGCAGGAACAUUUGUAGCGUUUUCUAUUCAUGUACGAGGAAAGCACA
Neohortaea acidophila is the source of this 889-nucleotide messenger RNA. RefSeq lists its product as uncharacterized. Lineage: Eukaryota; Fungi; Ascomycota; Dothideomycetes; Mycosphaerellales; Teratosphaeriaceae. The coding region runs from base 99 to 773 and encodes 224 amino acids. The transcript is spliced from 7 exons. The record is from RefSeq and is a predicted model, not a curated record.